Molecule: messenger RNA, 420 nt
Organism: Plasmopara halstedii
Lineage: Eukaryota; Oomycota; Peronosporomycetes; Peronosporales; Peronosporaceae
Exons: 2
Coding region: 1-420 (139 amino acids)
Source: RefSeq, a predicted model, not a curated record
AUGGCUCGGUUUCCACCGUUGGCACAUCCGAUGGAGAAAUACGCGAAGAUUGCGGAAAGAGAUGCGUAUGCUGUGAGUUUUGCAGAGUUGAUGCGCAAGGCGAAGUUGUGUUUUGAAGCCGAAUCAGGCGCCAACAUGGUUGUGACGGAAAAUCCAGGCAUAGGGAAAAGUUGUUUCUACCUCUACUGCAUCUUUCAACUGAUUUUUGGGAAUCAAGUGGAUGUCAAGGAGCUGCCUUCGUUGGAUUUGGUGCUGAAUUUCGGUCUUUUUUAUCACAAGUACGAUGCAUCAAAAAGCGAGUUUAUUGAGUUGAACGAAAAGGAAGUGCGCACACUGAGCCAGCAACAACGUGUCCUUCGACUUAUCGAGGGAAAAUCAUCGCAGCUCAUUGGUCCAAUCAAGGAUCCAAAAAAGAAUUAG